AUGCUGGUCCGCAGGAGCGCGCGCGCGGGGCCGGGGAUGCCGCGGGGCUGGACCGCGCUCUGCUUGCUGAGUUUGCUGCCCUCUGUGUUCACAAGUACAAACAAUUUGACUACUAUUACUAGAGAGUCAUCCACCCCACAGACCUUCUCAGUUGUUCCUACAAAUGUAUCCCAUGGGCAAACUGCAACACCAAGUACCAGUGUUGGAAGCACCAGCCCAUUGCCUGUCUCUCUGGGCAGCAAUCGGACCACAGAAAUCAUCUCAGAGACUACAGCCAAUUUCACAUCUACCUCUGUGGUCACUCCAGUCCUCACAACCACAAACUCUUCUGACCAGUCACAGACCUCUCUAGUCGUCACAGCGUCCACCACCCUAGCCAAAUUUUCAACUUCAGAGAUGACCCGGAAGCCUAGCAUAUCACCUGGAGUUGUUUCAGGCCCCUCACUCAUCCACACCAGCUUUAAGCCAUCUCCCACUGAACCUUAUAUAACGCCUUCUCCUACCACAAGUACCAUCAAGGGAGAAAUCAAAUGUUCAGGCAUCAAAGAAGUGAGAUUGACUCAAGGCAUCUGCCUGGAGCUAAACGAGACCUCGAGCUGUGAGGACUUUAAAAAGGACAAAGGAGAGGACCUGGCCCAAGUGCUGUGUAGGGAGGAGCAGGCUGACGCCAAGGAUGGGGCCCGUGUGUGCUCCCUGCUCCUUGCCCAGUCUGAGGUUAAGCCUCAGUGCCUACUACUGGUCUUGGCCAACAGAACAGAAAUUUUCAACAAGCUCCAACUUCUGAAAAAGCACCAGUCUGACCUGAGAAAGCUGGGAAUCCAAGGUGUCACUGAACAAGAUGUCGUGAGUCACCAAAGCUAUUCCCGAAAGACCCUGAUUGCACUGGUCACCUCAGGGAUCCUGCUGGCUGUCCUGGGCCUCACAGGCUAUUUCCUGAUGAAUCGCCGAAGCUGGAGCCCCACAGGAGAAAGGCUGGUCAGUCCUGGGAUCCAGGGCAAAGGAAUUGAGGAAGACAGGGUCUUCUGGGGAGGUCCAUGGAUUGUGAAUCGAGGGGCUCAGGAGAACGGCACCGGCCAGGCCACCUCCAGAAACGGCCAUUCAGCAAGACAACAUGUGGUGGCUGAUACCGAAUUGUGACUCAGCUUGGGAGGGCAAGGCUGGGCAGUGUCUGGGAAAGCAGCUCCUCCCUGCAUCUGACCACGUGCUGCCUCCAUGCUGGAGGUGACAUCCCUUUGUCCAAUCCUUUCCCACUGUGCACACCUCAGGGGGGCUGUCUUGGGACCCUCCCUGGGGCAGAGGCAGGUAAACUCCCACCCUUUAUGCAUUCAGCGCCUUAAACCCUGUUCUUCUUUGGGUAAAGAUGUGAUGGGGACAAGCUAAGGUCCAGAGAAUCUCCCAGGAAGGGUUGAUGGCCUUGUGGUGUUGGCACAUGGACCCCUUUCCCCUCCUCCCCUCCUCUCUGCUGAAUUGCAGGAGCCCCCAGGGGAAAGGAUGGGCUUUUUUAGGUCAUCAUUUCCUCCCAGGA
Molecule: messenger RNA, 1525 nt
Organism: Otolemur garnettii (small-eared galago)
Lineage: Eukaryota; Metazoa; Chordata; Mammalia; Primates; Galagidae
Gene: CD34
Product: CD34 molecule
Exons: 8
Coding region: 1-1137 (378 amino acids)
Biological process (GO): cell-matrix adhesion
Cellular component (GO): membrane
Source: RefSeq, a predicted model, not a curated record